Molecule: messenger RNA, 1676 nt
Organism: Saimiri boliviensis boliviensis (Bolivian squirrel monkey)
Lineage: Eukaryota; Metazoa; Chordata; Mammalia; Primates; Cebidae
Gene: SRR
Product: serine racemase
Biological process (GO): D-serine biosynthetic process
Cellular component (GO): cytoplasm
Molecular function (GO): serine racemase activity; threonine racemase activity; ATP binding
Source: RefSeq, a predicted model, not a curated record
CCGGCCUGCGGGGCCAGAGUAGCCAGGAUCCCGCGCAGCUCCGACGCGGAAAUCCGCACACGCUCAAGCCCUUCCGCCAUCUUCGCGGCUGCUGCUACAGCUGCAGCUACUCCGCCACGGCCGCGCGCAGCCAGGAAACCACCACAGCCGGGCGACGCGCGCGGUCGCCCACCUCCCAGCGUGUCCCCGCCCCGUCCCGCCCUCCCUUUCCAAACGACGGUGGCCGCGCUGGGCGGAAAAGCAUCCGACGCCAGUUCCAGAGGGGCGGGGCCGGAGCGCGAGCCUGGGCGGGGCAGGCUUGCGCUGCGCUUGCGCAGAGGUGCGGCCGGGGAGGCGCUCGGAGGCUGGAGCUGGAGGCGCGGCGCCGGUGAGCGGAGGACCAUGUGUGCUCAGUACUGCAUCUCCUUUGCUGAUGUUGAAAAGGCUCAUGUCAACAUUCGAGAUUCUAUCCACCUCACACCAGUGCUAACAAGCUCCAUUUUGAAUCAAGUAACAGGGCGCAAUCUUUUCUUCAAAUGUGAACUCUUCCAGAAAACAGGAUCUUUUAAGAUUCGUGGUGCUCUUAAUGCCAUCAGAAGCUUGGUUCCUGAUGCUUUAGAAGGGAAGCCCAAAGCUGUUGUUACUCACAGCAGUGGAAACCAUGGCCAGGCUCUCACCUACGCUGCCAAAUUGGAAGGGAUUCCUGCUUAUAUUGUGGUGCCCCAGACAGCUCCAGAUUGUAAAAAGCUGGCGAUACAAGCCUAUGGAGCAUCACUUGUAUACUGUGAACCUAGUGAUGAGUCCAGGGAAAACGUUGCACAAAGAGUUACAGAGCAAACAGAAGGCAUCAUGGUACAUCCAAAUCAGGAGCCUGCAGUGAUAGCUGGACAAGGAACAAUUGCCCUAGAAGUGCUGAACCAGGUUCCUUUGGUGGAUGCACUGGUGGUACCUGUAGGUGGAGGAGGAAUGGUUGCUGGAAUAGCAAUUACAAUUAAGGCUCUGAAACCUAGUGUGAAGGUUUAUGCUGCUGAACCCCUGAAUGCAGAUGACUGCUACCAGUCCAAACUGAAAGGGGAACUGAUGCCCAAUCUUUAUCCUCCAGAAACCAUAGCAGAUGGUGUCAAAUCCAGCAUUGGCUGGAACACCUGGCCUAUUAUCAGGGACCUUGUGGAUGAUGUCUUCACUGUCACAGAGGAUGAAAUUAAGCAUGCAACUCAACUGGUGUGGGAGAGGAUGAAACUACUCAUUGAACCUACAGCUGGUGUUGGAGUGGCUGCUGUGCUGUCUCAACAUUUUCAAACCGUUUCCCCAGAAGUAAAGAACAUUUGUAUUGUGCUCAGUGGUGGAAAUGUAGACUUAACCUCUGUAACUUGGGUGAAGCAGGCUGAAAGGCCAGCUUCUUAUCAAUCAGUUUCUGUUUAAUUUACAAAAAAGGAAAUGGUGGGAAUCAGUGUUUUUAGAAACUGAGGACAUUUUGUUCUCUAGUCAUUGUCAACUUUUCAUCUUACCCUCUUAGUUAUCAGAUUCUUAAUGGAGAAUGGGUAUUUCAAUAAGAUUUAAUAUAGUUUUUUUGGACUAAGUAGUAGAAAAACUUCCAUACUUAGUUAACUGAGACAUUUUGUCAAGGCCAAAAAAAGUCUUGCAAAAUGGGGUAGUGCACUGACAGGCCAACGCAGAAAAUAAACUUUGCCCAUCAC